AUGGACUCCGGCGAAAAUGCACGUUCUCAAAAGUCCCUCCAAGCUAGUCCUUUGUCUAGACAACCAACAAGAAAACCAAGAAAAGUCCAGACUAAGACCACGGAGGAUGUUCAGAACAAGACCAUGGAGAAUGUCCAGAACAAGACCAUGGAGGAUAUUCAAAGCAUGACCACAGAGGAUGAACAUGAAGCUCUCCUGAAAAAGACAAGGGAAGUGGAAAGAAAGGCUGAUAUUGAACAAAGAGAGGCCGAGGAGGCAGCACUUCCAGAUUUAUCAGAGCCAACCAACCGUGACCCAAAGGAGCUCUAUUUUCCUAACACCCAAGAGUACUACUACACCUUAAAAGACUAUCAGUCACGCUGUGAACAAGAGUCUCGAAAGACAAAAUCUCGAAAGACAAAACGCUACAAGAAUAAAGUUCCUCUAGUCAGCAAAUUCUGUGUACCCGCCGAGAUCAUCGUGAAGAUUUUCAAAAAUCUCCUCGAGGUACCAAACGGCUCCGACCCCGAUCUUUGCACUUCCGUAUGCUUUGCAUUAACCUGUCGCUCCAACUGGGCAAUUUUCCGCCAAAUUCACAUCUACAAAGUCCCCCUAGCCAGCAGAUAUCCCCAAGAGACUGUCUUUCCUGACCGCGACGCCAUCUGCCUUGGAAAACUCUUAUUCCUCUGGAUGUAUCCAAAAUAUCGGCCUAUACGCUUCUACGAACAGCACCUUAUAGGAACGAGAUUAGAAAUUCAAGACUGCCCGGAUAUUUUGUAUCUGGAUAUUCGCAAAUAUCCCGUUGGAGGAGAGAAGGAAAAGCGGCUUGCACAGAGAAUGCACGAAUAUAAGGCUAAUCGAUUUUCCAAGUUUAUUGCUGAAUAUAAAAAGCGGAAUGGCGCACGAUUGUCCGCAAGCAGUGAUAGCUUAGACUGGCGUAUCCCAGAUCCAUACAACAUGGGCGAGGAGUGGUAUCCUGCUACAGUCCGUAUCCUCAAGCAUGGUGUAUUUGGCUGGCCCGAUGAUUGCGCGGGCGAUGCGGGAACGGAAUGGCUUAAUCCGACCCAGUAUAUGUGGUAUUACUGGGUCUGGCAGAAAUACAAAAAGUGGAUGUUGAGAGACUGGGUUGAACAGCCGGAGGCUCUUGAAUAUAAAAAGCUGCAUGGGCUUGGGAGAGGAGGAGAGAAGCAGAUAAGUAUGAUACAUGGGCUCCAGAUGCUGAGGUUGGUUGAUGUGCGUCUUGAUCAGCCUGAGCUUCAAGGUCAAAAUGGUAGUGAACUCAAUAUUGAAGCUGGUAGGGGUCAGAGUGAUGAGGUAAAGGUCGAGGAGAAAGUCGAGGGUAUUGAUGUUACUGGUAGGGAUAAAAGUGAUGAGGCGAAGGUCGAAGUGAAAGCUGAUGAUAUUGAUAUUAAGGGCUGA
Sclerotinia borealis F-4128 is the source of this 1398-nucleotide messenger RNA. The record is from the annotation of a GenBank genome assembly. Lineage: Eukaryota; Fungi; Ascomycota; Leotiomycetes; Helotiales; Sclerotiniaceae.